Molecule: messenger RNA, 532 nt
Organism: Paramecium pentaurelia
Lineage: Eukaryota; Ciliophora; Oligohymenophorea; Peniculida; Parameciidae
Source: the annotation of a GenBank genome assembly
AUGAUUCAGGUUAUUAACAUUUUAAAAUUAGGUUGGUUUUUCUAUAAAGUAUAUGGUGGAGCAUUUAGCCAAUGCGGGGAUACAAAGUUAUUUGGAGGAUUUGCAAUUUUCGUAUUGGGUACAUUAAUUUCUUCAAAAUUUACACUUCCACCUCAUUAUUCAUUAAGAAUAUCAUUUGAUUUAUGGAAGUAUUAUUUAUUGAUAUUUAGGGUUGAUAGUUUGGGAAGGCGAGAUUUUGAAAAUAGUAUUUGAUAGUGAAAUUAAUUAAAGAUUAUUUUUUUUAACUGAUGGAAAAUAAAUUUGUGGCGAAAUGAUUUCUAUUUCUUUAGAAGAUCAUUUUCCAAUUAGUAUUACUAUACCAAAACACAAUUCCUAAAAUUUAGUUGUCAUAAUGACUUCAACUUUGGAUUAAAUUGUUACAGAUGUAUAAAAAUUAAAUACUUUGGGGAAUUAGAUUAAACAUCAUAAUGCUACUUUUGGAUAAAUGUUGAAUCAUAUUGGAAUAGCUAAAUUAAUUCUGAAGGAUGGAUGA